AUUAGGGCUCAGCAGGAGGAGAGCUGCUCCAGCUUUGUUCUCUGCUCCUUCAUCUCAACUGCUGCACUUUUAUUUUUCUAAUAAACGCUACUUCCUGCAGCCUCAUCCGGAGCCUCCCUGAGCACAUCAUCAUUUAUUCUUCUUCUCUCCAGACGCACCGGGCAGCAGACGGAGAGCAAGGCCUGCAGGUUCCCCGCAACAGGUCGAGGAGGAGUCGAGGGGAGGAAUAAUCAUAAAGCCGGUGUAGAUACAGCGACAGAGGAGGAGACAGAGGAGGAGCAGCAGCAGCAGGAGGAUGGUUUAGUGCUUUCAGCUGCAGUCUGGAUGCGACAGAGCGGAGAUCUGCCAACAUGAUGCCGAUGUUCCUCACCGUGUACCUCAGCAACAAUGACCAGCACUUCAGCGAGGUUCCCAUCACGCCGGAGACGCUGUGCCGAGACGUGGUUGAGCUCUGCAAGGAGCCCGGUGAGGCCGACUGCUACCUGGCCGAGAUGUGGAGAGGCUCAGAACGUGUGGUUGGAGAGGGGGAGCGGAUGAUGGAGGUGUUGCAGCGAUGGGGGCAGCAGAUGGGGGAGGUCCGCUACCUGCUGCACCAUCAGAGAGCUCCGGCUCGAGACUCAGGUGGAUCGCGAGCUGCAGAUCAGAUGAUGAAGAGGAACCAGGUCAAGGCGUCUGCGGAGAGAUGUCUGGAGAACGGGAUCUCAGCUCCUUGUCUGGACGUGACGCUGGGCGAGCUGCAGGAUCUGGCGACACGACAGCAGCAGCAGAUCAACGCUCAGCAGCAGCUGCUGUCCUCCAAGGAGCAGCGGCUGCGGUACCUGAAGCUGCAGGAUCAGCGGCAGCAGCAGCAGCAGGAGGCGUCUGAACAGGAGCGACUGCGGCAGCUCCGAGAGAACGCACACAACCAGGAGGCCAAGCUGCGACGGGUCCGGGCCAUCAGGGGCCAGGUGGAGCAGAAACGCCUCAGCAACAGUAAACUAGUGGAGGAGAUCGAGCAGAUGACCGGUCUGUUCCAGCAGAAGCAGAGGGAGCUGCUGGUGGCCGUGGCGAGGGUGGAGGAGCUUAGCGACCAGCUGGAGGUGCUGAGGAGCAACCGACUAGAGCCUCCGCUUCCUCCUCCUCCUCGCCAUCACCACCAUCAUCACAACACCUCCUCCUCCACAGCUGAGCUGGAGCGCCUCUACAAAGAGCUGCAGCUGAGGAACAAGCUGAACCAGGAUCAGAGCGUUCGGCUGCAGCAGCAGAGAGACAGCCUGAACAAGAGGAACCUGGAGGUGGCGGCGAUGGACCGGCGGCUGGCCGAGCUCCGGCAGCGGCUGUGGAAGAAGAAGGCCGCGCUGCAGCAGAAGGAGAACCUGCCGGUGGCUUCAGACAGCGUGGCCCCUCAGCACGGCGUGGGCUCCAGAGUUGCGGCGGUGGGGCCGUACAUCCAGUCGUCCUCCACAAUGAGCUCUCAGGGGCCUCCGGUGCUGGCCUGCCACGAGGUUCUGGUGAAGCCAGCAUACCCAGACGGGACAGCCACCCUCCCUAUGCCUGACUCAUCCCUGAAGCCGCCGCCCAGACCCGUCAAACCAGCCUCAGGUUUCAACAACUCAAAAAUAACCAAACUACCCGACUGGAGCAGCUCAUUUUCUGAAUCCAGCGGAGGUUACAGCCACGCCUCAACGCUGCCUCGCAUGUCCAGCCUCAGCGGCCGUAACUCAGGUGGUGACACCCUCACAGACAAGAAGGACCUCUCUGGGUCUGACGUCCCACCCCCUGUCCCCUCGCGGACCAAUCACACCACAGAAAACCUGCUCAGGGACAAUCAGGCCUCAGGUAAAGGUUUGUCCAAGACGGCGGCGCCACCUCCAGUCCCCAGUAAGCCCAAACCGUUCUCCUCGUCCGGCCCACCAACCUUCACCAAGCCCCCCUACAGCACCGGGACCUUCCCUGGUAAGGUGCGACCGGUCGGGGGCCACCUCAGGGCUCCGGGAGUCCUCUCCAGCCACAGCAACACACUCCCUCUGCCCAACAAGCAGGAGAGUCCUCCAGCCGCCGCCGUCCGACCUUACACCCCCGAGCUGUCGGAUGGCCCCCCUCCUGUGCUGAAGAAGAAGCCUCAGACUGUGGCGGCUUCAUCCAUCUACUCCAUGUACACCCAGCACGCCACACCGGGGAAGGGCUACCAGCUGAGCGGUCAGGGCACCCUCCCCCGCAGUCAGCCCCGAGUGUAUGGGAAACCAGUCCUCCCCGCCAGCGGGGGGCAGCAGUCUGUCACCUCGGACAACACCGCUGUGAAUUCUGGGUCCUGUGUGUUUGAUGGGAGCGAGGCUGAAAACAGUUUCCUGGGUAACAGCGAGGGUGUCGGUGGAGAGACGGCGGAACGUUCCACCCCUCGACCGCUCAGCCCCACCAAGCUCCUCCCCUUCCUGUCCAACCCUCACAGGAACCCUAGCGACGCCGACCUGGAGGCCCUGCGCCGCCGGCUGCACCAUGCCCCCCGGCCCCUGAAAAAACGCAGCUCCAUCACGGAGCCUGAAGGCCCGGCCGGACCCAACAUCCAAAAGCUGCUCUACCAGAAGACCACUCUGGCUGCCAUGGAAACCAUCCCCAUGGAGACAGUUGGUCCAGCUGGGGCGUACGUUCAGACCGAGGUUCACGAGGACGGGGUUGGCAGUCUGGAUGAAGCAUCGCAGGUUGACAAUGACACCGCCGCUGGCUUCAACCAGCUGCUCACUGAGAGCCCGGAGGACUGCCUGACUCCGCCCCCCCUGCCUCCUCGCUCACCCAUCCCUGACCCCGCCUCCUGCCGCUCCCUGCCCCCCCCUCUGGAGAACAAGGAGGAGGAAGAAGUGUGUCCGUCCACCUCAGUCCACCACAACCACUAUCCAGAGGAGUUCCCCCCCUACCCGCCCCCGCCGUACCCCAGCUGUGGGGAGACAGAGCAGGAAGACGACGCCCUCAACCUACAGCCGCCAGAGGUCACAGGGCAGGUCACAAUGCCGCCGGGGAAGAGGUCGAUCCUCCGUAAAGCCAGCUCAGAGCGGAUCAACCACAGCAUGCGGGUCAAGUUCAACCCUCUGGCGCUGCUGCUGGACUCGUCUCUGGAGGGCGAGUACGACCUCGUCCAGAGGAUCAUCUAUGACGUGGACGACCCCAGCAUGCCGAACGACGAGGGCAUCACGGCGCUGCACAACGCCGUCUGCGCUGGCCACACCGAGAUCGUCAAGUUUCUGGUCCAGUUUGGUGUCAAUGUCAACGCUGCCGACAGUGACGGCUGGACUCCCCUUCAUUGCGCCGCCUCCUGUAACAACGUUCAGGUCUGUAAGUUCCUGGUGGAGUCGGGGGCGGCUGUUUUCGCCACCACCUACAGCGACAUGCAAACAGCUGCCGACAAAUGUGAAGAGAUGGAGGACGGCUAUGCCCAGUGCUCCCAGUUCCUCUACGGCGUUCAGGAGAAGAUGGGCGUGAUGAACCGCGGCGUGGUGUACGCCCUGUGGGACUACGAGCCUCAGAGCGACGACGAGCUCGGCUUCAGCGAGGGCGACUGCAUGACGGUGCUGCGGCAGAAGGACGAGGUGGAGACGGAGUGGUGGUGGGCCAGAUGUGCGGACCGCGAGGGCUACAUCCCCCGCAACCUGCUGGGGCUGUAUCUACGGAUCAAGCCGCGGCAGAGGAGUCUGGCUUAAACCCAACGGCUGAUGAAUCCUCCAAAAUACCCCAGUGAGGGAGGAGCGGCGGACGAGUAAAACCUCUGGACACUAAACGUCAAAACAGUUGUUUAAAAAGAGAGACGGAUGUUUCCUGAGCCGCCGUCGGACCUCUGGUUGGUUUUUCAACCUUGGCACAAAGAAUGUCGCAGUGAACUGAAACAAGAGUUCACCUGCCUCCUGUGGUCAAACCAACACAUUAUCAGUUUAUUAGAAUUCAUUGGCAGAUGUUGAACGUCCUGAGGCGCCAGGAGCCUCACAAAGAAAAUGUGAAACUCUCAUCUUGGAAUAUUUCUUUUUUUAAGAUUUCAUUUUUAUUUUAUUGAUUAGCUGUUUGAGUCAAGAAACUGAACCUGGGACUCUGCAUUUGAACCACAUUUACUUAUUUUUUUAUUGAAGUAUUUAAAAGUACAAUUCCUUCUUCUUUUUUCAUAGCAUCCACUAGUUUCAAAAAUACUGGGAUAAUGACAAAACACAACUUUAAGAAGUGUUAUUACCAAUUUUAGCUUCUAAUGCACUUGAGUUAGUAUCGAACUUUAAGGUGUCAGGAGUCCCAAAAUUUUUUUUUUUUUCUUUGCACAAGCGUAAGACAAUAAUAUGUGCAAACUAAAUAAUAACUUGUAGGAACAAGUUAACAAUUUGGAAACAAGAUAAUAAUGUGAACAAGAUACGUGGUUUUAACAAGUGGAGAAUUUGUUCACACACAAUAUUCACUUGGUGAAGAAACUAGUGGGAACAAGAUUAAAAAAUAUCUUUUGUGUCUUUGGAGGCUCCACAGUACAGAUUAAAUUUCACCAGGUUGUUUUAUUUUAAAUUAUUUUAUUGACUUGUUUGUGUUAAUAAAUUGUACCCAGUCGUUCUUGGGCACUUUUUUUGUGUUUUAUUUUGCAGGUUUGUUAAAAUCCAGGUCAGAGCUUCAAUGUGAACAGGUUAAAAUCCGUUUCUGUUCGUUUCUUAUAUUUAUGUCAUUAACGUCCACAAACCAGGAUGUAAGUGUUAAGAAAAAGCUCUUAUUUUGAA
Molecule: messenger RNA, 4712 nt
Organism: Seriola dumerili (greater amberjack)
Lineage: Eukaryota; Metazoa; Chordata; Actinopteri; Carangiformes; Carangidae
Product: apoptosis-stimulating of p53 protein 2-like
Exons: 18
Coding region: 351-3671 (1106 amino acids)
Biological process (GO): regulation of apoptotic process
Cellular component (GO): nucleus
Molecular function (GO): p53 binding
Source: RefSeq, a predicted model, not a curated record